GUUAGCUGAGAUUUACAAACGAAUAAUGAAAUAGGGGUUUUAACGGUCUGUAUUGCUGAAACGGUUAACAUGAUUCCAUUUAACAGCCCCGAGAACAGUCAUGCGCUGCAAACAGAAACACGCAGCGUUUCACAGCAUCCCAAUCAUUUUCCACUACCCCUCCACGAAGAGAAGCUCUUGUAGAAAUGAAACAUUGGCAUGAAUUAGAUGAGGAGAAACGCCGACGAGUGUCGGGCAAGCCGAACGACAGUAGCAUCUUUUGAGAACGAAACAAACGAAGUGGUAUGAAACGACCGAAGAGGGGAGCAAUGCCGGCGCCUGAAAACGAAAUGAGAAACGAAGGAUGAGAAAUGAAACAUCUAAUGCGAGGAGCAAUAGCAACAGCAACUACAACAACAGCAUCAGCAGCCUCAGCAGCAAAUGUGAGAAAUGAAACAUCAACUAAGAGCAGGAGCAACUUUAACAGCAGCCGCAGCAGGCAACAAGGAACGCGAAACAUCAGAAAUCAGAUGAAACUUUAAAACGUGUGCAUGGGGCAUUGGCACGACUUCUUUUGCUGCGGCAAUUUAGUUGGACAUUUGCAUGGCUCGGUGGCGGACGUGUGUGGGCGGACAGAAAACCACGAAAACCGAACGCAAUCUUACGCCAGGCUGAUCAAAUUUAAAGGCGAGGCGCGAAAUGUGCGAAAGUUUUCAGAAUUAAAAAAAAAAAAACUGAAAUUGUAACGGAAAGCACUUGGCAACAAAUGACAUAGCACGAAGUGGGCGUGGGGCGUGGCAACAGCAAAUGAAUGUGAAUCCGCGUGUUCAUCACUGCGUGUGUACGUGUGUGUGUCGGUGUGUCUGUGUGAAUACAAGACAACAAAUUCAAGAGUGUCUGCGAAUUGCACUGCUUCCUUUAUAAAUCAACACCAAAAUCACAUUUUGAAUUGCUGAGCAUUAAAACGGAUACAGCCAAAGCCAGCAACAACAUAACAAAAGCAACAACAGCAACAACAGCAACAAUAACAACAACGACAACAACGACAACAAUACGAAUACGAAUAAUAAUAGAAGAUCUAAAGUCAAAGACGUCAAACAGCACUUCAAACGCUGAUUGCGUCCUUGCAGUCGCUCUCAAUAAAAAGUAAAAUACGAAAUAAAACAAGUGAAGGAUGUGCGAUUUGUGAAAGCCGUGAAGAAUGUGGCAAAUCAUUUGGAGGAGCAGCAGCCGUCGCCCCCAGGCGUAGCUGGCGUAGGUGACACACGUGUGCCAUGGCGCACCUGUGCGCCACAUUCAUUAUAUUAUAUGAUGUAAUAUAUUGAUAGAUAAUCCCAGUCGACUUUUGACUCUGAGCUCUGAGGCUCAGCACGCCAUUGUGUUUGCAUUGUGUGCUCGGUGUGUGAAAAGGAAGAUUUUAAACUCAUUAAGGCGCGCUGAACCAAAGCCGUCGAGAAGGUGUAAAAAAUAUAUGUGUAUAAUAAAAAGGCAAAGUAAAGGAAUAAGUGAAAAGCGGAGCAAACUGACUGACAGCCAAUCAAUUAGGCGUGUGACACAGCACGACAAGGUACUUGAGUUAACGAAUCUCGGAUAAAAAGCAACAACAAACGAACAGCACCAACAGCACCAACAACAACAGUAACAUCAACAGCAACUUUUAAAAGAUACAAUAACAACAACAACAUUAGCCACACAUAUCUAAGGUGUGACACAAAGCAGCCACCAAUCUUCUCACGCAAUAAAAUGCGCUGUCGACGGGCAGCCAGAGGAGCGACAGCAGCAGCCGGAGGAGGAGGCGAAGGAGGCGAGGGCCGUGCAGGGGAGCGAGCAAUCGCCGGGGAGAAGGUGCUUGGCAAACUCGCUGGCAGAAGAGCCAGCAGAUUUAGCCCCCCAUCUGGAGUCUGGGGCGCUGGCACCGUACUGCUGGCAUUUCUGGCAGCUGUCAGCUUUCGUGGCAUGCACAACCCACUGGCAGCAAGUGCCACGACCCUUGGCGACAACUCAUCGCUAAUUGCGGCAACGAAUGGGGCAACAGAGGCUGCCACAGCUGCCACAGCCUUGCCGGGCAAUCAAUUGGGCAUUGAGCCAGAGAGCAGCACCACGGAACAACAAGCGGCGGAUACUUGGAGUGAGCGACCCGAUACGGCAACACUGACAAAAGGCUUCUCGAUACCCACGUAUUUGCCACCUUUUCCGGAUUUCAUUGCUGCUGAUUUGCCACAGACAUCGCUGACAACGAUGACAACGUCAGCACAGCUGGGCCACAAUCCAAUCCCCGCGGGCCUGGACAUUGAUGACAUGGACUCCAUGCAAUCGACUCUUAAUAAGCAGCAGCCACAGUCACAGCCACAGCCACAUAUGCGUCUGCAUGCCUACGAUAGUGAACAAAAGGAGCAGCAGCUGCGGCGAGAGAAGGAGCUGGCACGUGAGCGGGAGCAGCUGCCCCGUCGUCAUCUCAGUUUGCCAUCUCGUAACGUUACUGUGCAGGCCGGCCAGCAUGCCUACCUGCCGUGCCAGCUGCAUCAGUACUCAAACAAGCCGCUGUCCUGGAUACGUUUACGGGAUGAACAUAUCAUAGCCGUGGAUCACACAACAUUUAUCAAUGAUGCACGCUUCGCAGCGCUACUCCAAGCCUCCCAUGCUAACCUAACCAGCAGCCUAAUGGAAUUUGUCAAUGGCAGCAGCGGCAGCAGCAACAGCCUUGGCUGGACGUUGCUCAUCAAAUAUGUCAAUCUGCAGGAUAUGGGCUGGUACGAAUGUCAGCUAGCCACAGAGCCCAAAAUGAGUGCCAAAGUGCAGCUCUUUGUGAUAACACCAAAAACGGAACUUAUUGGCGAUAAGCAGCGUUUCGUAAAGGCCGGCAGCCGAGUGGAACUGCACUGCAUUGUGCGUGGCACCUUGGAGGCACCAAAGUAUAUUGUCUGGUAUCGGGAGAAGCAACAGGUGAUGUCUGAGAACGAGGCGAGCGGCAACGAGAAUGGCUGGUAUACGCAAAUCGAUCGCAAUAUCUUUGGCAGCACCGAGCACAAUCGCAAUACGAUUGGCAGCCUAAUCAUACCCAUAGUGCGUAAGAGCCAUUCCGGAAACUACACCUGCGAGCCGGAAAACAGUGAAGCAGUCUCCAUACAACUGCAUGUGCUUAGCGGCGAAUAUUCCGCAUCAGCAAUCAUGUCCGCCGCAGCUGGAUUGUAUAAGCAUGGCCAUGUCUACAACAGUUUCCAUCAAUGGCUCAUAUUUCUGCUAUUGGCCAUUCAUAAGACAUGAGCAUCAGCAGGGAGGCCAUCCAGUUGGAGCAUUAUCUGUCUAAUAAUAGAAUAAUAAGAUUAACAUCUAGGUAAAUUGCACACUCUUUUCAAGUUAAAUUACAAAUUACAGACACCAGUGGAAGUGUUUGCGACGUUUUCUCACAUCAUUUCAACACCGUAUUUUAUACAAUUUCUAGAUAUAAUAUGUCAUGCCCUUUGUUAUUGCUUUUGAAAUUAGAUUGCUAAGCAUUUUUAACUUUAAGCAUUCAAUUGUGUUAAAGACAAAGAUAUUUGCGUAAAUAAAGCCAAAGGCGUAUUAAGUAAGAAUCUUAAAAUUCAAGGAAAA
Molecule: messenger RNA, 3570 nt
Organism: Drosophila mojavensis
Lineage: Eukaryota; Metazoa; Arthropoda; Insecta; Diptera; Drosophilidae
Gene: dpr16
Exons: 7
Coding region: 1723-3243 (506 amino acids)
Biological process (GO): synapse organization
Cellular component (GO): neuron projection membrane
Source: RefSeq, a predicted model, not a curated record